Molecule: messenger RNA, 920 nt
Organism: Trematosphaeria pertusa
Lineage: Eukaryota; Fungi; Ascomycota; Dothideomycetes; Pleosporales; Trematosphaeriaceae
Exons: 2
Coding region: 222-500 (92 amino acids)
Source: RefSeq, a predicted model, not a curated record
UCCACCACCACGUAACUAGACGCCAAUAGUUCAGUAUCUCGUCCAUCUCCUCCCUCCCCACGCACAGCGAUUGGCCCUAGGAGACACACGCCUCUGCUCUAAUUCGAGGUCACGCCCUUCGUGAGGCGCAUUACAACGUUAUUUUACGAACGAGAAGUCCGCGCCGUCCUCGCUGCAAAUCUCGCGAUUCCUUCCCGGACGAUGCUCAGGUGCCGGACACUAUGUCAAACGGCUUAAGACUGCGAGACAUGAAGACGCAGCAGAGGCGUCUGCGCUCCUGCAGCCCCACUAACAACUACCUACAGUAUCGCAACACCGUGCUAAAGCGCGCCAACAUCCUCUCCCGCCGACAUCGAAGCGCUCCCCUUCUCCCCCGUCCGGGUCGCAAUAUGGUGCGUGGAUAUAAUCCAGCCGCAGACAGUCCCAAGCCAUCGUCACUAAAUUCCUCUCCUCCGUGCCCGACACCUCUGGCAGACCGCGCCUCUCCAACCGCAAGCUAAACUUUACACUCUCCUUCUCCCACAUGUUCUAGACCCUCUGAGAGUUGCUGGCGAAUGUGAUGUCAGCCGGGUAGCGAACGCGGAGGUGGUCAAACAAACUACCAAGCAGGGCAUUGGUUCUUGGCCCUUCGCCCUAGCCCAGGCCGCUCAUCUCCCUAAACAGAAAGAGGAAGCACUUGUGGUCAGAUUGGAGUAUAAGAUUACCUGUUUUUGCUUAUAGCUUGGGGGUAAUCCCUAGGUAGUGUACGUGUAGAAAAGCAUGGUAAAGAUACAGGCUCUCAUUUAGGAGAAAUGUAGCGAAUAGAGCUGCUGCAGAGUGUCGCGAUUGCCGUGACUGCCAUAGCUACUGAAGCUGCUAAGAGAGCACUGGACUCGCUCGGUGCUGCGCCUUUAGCUAGCUGCACAAUCUGCGAGAAUAAA